This is a messenger RNA of Dicentrarchus labrax (European seabass), 2916 nucleotides long. RefSeq names its product sedoheptulokinase (gene shpk). Gene Ontology annotation, molecular function: sedoheptulokinase activity. Bases 64 to 1443 code for a protein of 459 amino acids. Gene Ontology annotation, biological process: cellular response to lipopolysaccharide; carbohydrate metabolic process. Gene Ontology annotation, cellular component: cytosol. The transcript is spliced from 7 exons. The record is from RefSeq and is a predicted model, not a curated record. Lineage: Eukaryota; Metazoa; Chordata; Actinopteri; Moronidae.
GCAGGGUUGCCUUUGCCUUGUCAGUAUGGCUGAGAGGCGAAGUACACCGUGUCAGCAGGAGUAAUGUCUGCCUAUAUUCUGGGUAUAGACGUGGGCACCACGUCGGUAAAGGCCGUUUUAUUAGAAACCGGCUCCAGGUCGGUGGCUGCCACUCACACUACGCCAACGACGUCAGAUAUCACCGACAGUGACGUGGUUAAGGCGAAGGAGCAGGACACGGGCCGGAUCGUGGACGCCCUGAACCGGUGCGUCGGCCUGCUGCCCGGAGACAAACUGCAGCGGGUCAGCAGCAUCGGGCUGUCCGGGCAGAUGCACGGGGUUUUAUUCUGGAAAGCACUGUUCGGUUGUGAUUGGUCCAACGGGGACUUCUUCACAGUCAGAGACACCAGUCAGCUGAUCACCUGGCAGGAUGGGCGCUGCAGCAGUGACUUCCUGUCGUCUCUUCCAAAACCAGACUCACAUCUCAGCGUAGCCACCGGGUUUGGCUGUGCAACAAUCUUCUGGUACAUGAGACACAGGCCCGAGUUCCUUAAGGACUUCACAGUCGCAGGCACCAUCCAGGACUAUGUGGUGUCCAUGCUGUGUGGGUUGGACGGGUGUGUGAUGACGCCUCAGAAUGCAGCCAGCUGGGGCUUCUUCAACACUUCCUCCAACCAGUGGAAUAUAGACAUUCUGAAGGGGGCCGGCUUCCCUUUGCACCUGCUUCCUCAGUGUGUGCCAUCUGGUGGCUUGGCGGGACAGACGUGCUCUGACUGGCAUGGUAUCCCUGCCGGUACGCCAGUAGGGGCAGCCCUGGGAGACUUCCAGUGCUCUGUCUACUCCUGCAUGAGUGCGCGGACAGAUGGAGUUCUUAACAUAAGCACCUCAGCCCAGCUGACCUUUGCCAUGCCACCUGAUUUCAAACCUCCAAAAUCUCCUCGGCCGGACUCCUCCAUCUCCUACUUCCCCUACUUUGAAGACUCGUACUUGGCGGUGGCGGCUUCACUCAACGGAGGGAACGUACUGGCCACUUUUGUGGAGAUGCUCGCUGCCUGGAUGAAAGAGCUCGAUGUGGAGCUGACUGAUUCCUGCUUAUAUGAGAAACUGAUUCAUUGCGCCCUGAAUCAGGAAACGAGCGACCUGAGGGUGAGUCCUACCAUCCUGGGAGAGAGACACAACCCUCUUUGCCUGGGUCAGGUGACCAACAUCUCCACUACCAAUCUCUCUCUGGGUCAUUUGACCAGAGCACUGUGCCGCGGAGUCUUGGACAACAUCACCUCCAUGAUGCCGGCUGAGCGUCUGCAGCAGGCAGGGGUCAGCAGGAUUGUGGCCAGUGGGAGCGCCAUCGCCCGCAACGAGGUGCUAAGGCAGGAAGUGGAGAAGGCGUUUCUCCAGCCGGUUGUAUACGGACAAAACGCAGAUUCUGCCGUCGGCGUGGCCAUGGUCCUCUGUGACCUACGGUGAACGAGAUCCACAGGGGAAUCCCUGUCUGUUUAUGUGAUUAACUGAUAAUUUUGCACACUUCUGAGUGCCUCAUGGAAUGGCAUCACUUUGUUUAAAUGAGGCAAAUUCUAAGAUAUUUUGCUCUGUAAGACCAAAAGAUAAUUUCUCUCACUGACAGCAGCCUCCUUUAAGCAGCAACUAAAAAGGGCUGUAAAAGAUUUCAGCACCCCACAUGUAUACAAUGACUUUGGUAUUUCCAUCUCAACUCUCUCCUUUUCAUGUCAAAUUCAGCUUAAGGGUUUGAAUCCACAGACUGGGACCAUGCUCUGUGUGUGUGUGUGUGUGUGUGUGUGUGUGUGUGUGUGUGUGUGUGUGUGUGUGUGUGUGUGUGUGUGUGUGUGUGUGUGUGUGUGUGUGUGUGUGUGUGUGUGUGUGUGUGUGUGAGUGUGUCUGAUGUGUUUUUACAAAGCAAGUUUAACUUAGUCUGGCUCUCUUUGGGUUAGCUGGCUUCACUGAGCCUAACAUCGGUGAUCCUGGAUCACCAGUAUCAUGAGGCUGGUUAUCAUAUACAAGUGUGUUCAUGUGAAAGAGGCUGAUGAUGACUCCACUGACCUGUGUAAAUGUUUUGAUUGGAUCCACUGAAGUUAACCUACUCAGGAGCAGGUUAGCUGUGCAGCGUAUGAUGAUCUGCUUCAUUUUACAGUGAACCAGCGUCACAUUACCAGAAAUCCAAAGUUAAACCCAAAGAUAGCCGGCUAAUACUGUACACUAACUUUACUUUGUGACACAGGGCCCUAGAUCAGCACAUUUAUCCGAGGAAUGGUUUAGUAAAUAUGUGCUCAUUCACUGUACCUGUUCAGUUUGUCCCAGCAGAUCCUUAGAUCCAAACAUUAUGAUACCGUUUUCUUUAAAUGUUAUGUUUUCAUUUUAUACUUUAACCUCAAGUGAAAUGUUCUUUUUGGCGCUUUUUCUUUGCCUUCUUCCAUCUUCCAUUCUGAAUUUCUGCUACUCACAUUGUUGUUUGUCUUUAAUGUUAAUUUUGCUUUUCAUUCUUAUUAACCUUUUUUAAGAUCUUCCUUUUAUCAGUCAUUGCAGAAUUUGUCUUGCCUCUGCUGCUGCUUUUAAUCAUUUGAUGUUUGUUUCAUGAUCCAGUUUAGUAAGAAAAGGAGAUCGAAGUGACAAUAAAUGAUAGAAGCAUCAGAUGAGGGUCGAUGCAGAUUUUGGCAAACGAGCAUUUCACCUGGAAUAUUUCUAGCAGCAGCACUGUUGAUGGCUUUAUCAUUUCUAUAAUAAUGAAUGAAUACAGGGAUAUUUCUACAAGUAAAUGCAGUUGUGACAUCACUGUUAUUAGUGUUGCCUGCCAUUCAUUACAACAGAUUAACUGUUUUUUUUAAAUUACUACUGUUAUAUGCAGUUAUUGUUCUCUGAAUGUACCAGUACUUGACACCUGAUGUAAUGUGAUUAUGGUACAAAUAAAGCAGUGUUAAUAAUUCA